Rattus norvegicus (Norway rat) is the source of this 838-nucleotide messenger RNA. It is a transcript of the gene Psors1c2, whose product is annotated as psoriasis susceptibility 1 candidate 2. The transcript has 2 exons. The coding region runs from base 40 to 444 and encodes 134 amino acids. NCBI's taxonomy places the organism in Eukaryota, Metazoa, Chordata, Mammalia, Rodentia, Muridae. The record is from RefSeq and is marked validated.
AGACUCAGAGCACCCCACCUUGGGGGCCAGGACACAGCCAUGAUGCUCAAUUGGAAGCUGCUCGGCCUGCUGGUCCUUUGCCUAUUUGCAGGAGGCAUCUCAGGCAGUGACGACCCCUCUCCCAAAUCCACAGACACCCAAGAAGAGAACUCCCCACCAUUGCCUCUGGGACCCCCAAUCCCUGGUGAUCCCUGGCCAGGGGCACCUCCUCUGUUUGAUGAGCCUCCUCCUCCAGGCUCCAACCGUCCCUGGAGAGAUCUUCCUGACAGUGGUGCCUGGCCCCCUAAGCCCCCGAGCACUGAUCCCCCUAAACCUCCUCUGCCCGAUGAUCCCUGGCCAGCAGGGACCCAGCCCCCAGAAAAUCCCUGGCCUCCUGCCCCUGAGAUGGACAGUGAAUCUCAGGAGGAGCCAGACCUUGACCCACCCCGGGAAGAGUAUAGAUAGGGUACCCCAGAGAACUUGAGCCUCCUCAGAGCACACCCAAGCCCACCUCUUUCUUUCUUCGUCUGCCCCUUUAGAAUCUCAAUUUUCCCUAAUUCCUUCGUUCCCUUCCUCAGUCUCUGGUUGGAUUGUGUUCUGUGUUGGAAGCGUCCAUGCUCUGCACCACCCUCUCUCCACCUUGCGGUCCGUGUUCAACCCCCACGUUGUCCCUCUGCUUCUCUCGAUCAGCAGAAAGCACACUCCUACCUCACUCAACCUGUUCUCGCUCGGCUAGACCUGGACUUCUAGGGAGAGCCUGAGCUCGGUGCUCACUGCUGCCACCUGGUGUCCUUAGCUGGGAACUGACAGUGGCCCAGGAUGGUGCUUCCAGUGGAAAAAUAAAAGCCUCGUUUUCUUC